CGCAAAAAGCGAAUCCCAGCAACUAUUCUUGGUCGACAAACCACGAUACAAACACGGAAAUCAGUAGGAUUAUAGCAGCUCUGAAUCUUUCUUUCUUUCGCAUGAAAGCGCUGCAUUGCUAUGCGCUGUAUAAUUAAUUGAUUAUCGAAGUGUUCUCCACCGGAAAAUGAGUAUCUGUCCGAAGGGGAAGAGUGAUAUAAAGUCACCGCUCGGAACAUCCUCACAUUAUUCGCUCUUCCGUACUCGAAACGACUCCGAUUUUUUUUUGAACUCUCAACAUCACAUAUUUCGCCCAGUCGUCUGCUUGUCUACCUUCAACCUAUUUUCAAUUUCAACCCUCGACAAGCAUGUUUUCUUCCCUUCGCUUUCUAUCUGCUCUCCUUGUCGUGAUGUCGUCUUCCACCAGCUUCAUCUUCGCAUCCCCUGUAUACUUAGCGAUGCGCUCGAGCGAGACGACAUUGACUCAAAACUUCACCCUCGCCGCCUUGAAUGUCACGCUUCCAAAUGUAAACUUGACUGGCGCUCCCCUUGUCUUGGGCACCGCCGGUGCUAUCGACGGAGAAUCUUUCGAUGUGACCUCGACGUACGCCUCUUAUCCAUAUAACGAUUUCCCUUCCCUCGCGCUGGUGGAUGGAAACCUUCGCGCCUUUUCAAGACAAGGGAGCUGGCAUACUAAUGCUAGUGUUCCUUUGCUCCAUGGCUCUUUGGACUGGACCACAAGCAGCCUCUAUAGUAGCGCAGCUUCGACAGCCUUCACUGCAGAAUCAGGCACUGGAAAUUUCUCCGUCCUUGCUUUCAACGGAACCGCAAAUCUGUGGUAUCUGUGCCCCAGCGAUGCCCCGGGAUUGCCCCAGAACUCUGUAUACUAUAACACGACAACAAUUCCGUCUCAAUCUGGGGCAUCUGGAGCUAGUCCUGUACAGUGCUACUCCGUGACAUUGAACAUCAUACCAGUAUGAAGAAAAAUAGUGAGCGAGAUACGCAUGAAACGAUCUGUCAAUCUCCUAUCAGAUUCUCCGCCAUAUCUCGACCACCUUGUCGGACAGUUGAAUUUUAUUUAUUGUUUUAUGUGCUUAAUGCCCUACUAGAAGACCCGGAGAUAGGCUUAUUUGCUGAUAUACAGUCUCCUGAACCUAGAAUUGUGCGAUACAACUUGAAUUAACAGCUCGGGUUGGCCUCGACGAACGGGUUGCGGGA
Messenger RNA from Lentinula edodes (shiitake mushroom), 1197 nucleotides. RefSeq lists its product as uncharacterized. Bases 348 to 959 code for a protein of 203 amino acids. Lineage: Eukaryota; Fungi; Basidiomycota; Agaricomycetes; Agaricales; Omphalotaceae. The transcript has 5 exons. The record is from RefSeq and is a predicted model, not a curated record.